This is a messenger RNA of Adineta steineri, 798 nucleotides long. The record is from the annotation of a GenBank genome assembly. NCBI's taxonomy places the organism in Eukaryota, Metazoa, Rotifera, Eurotatoria, Adinetida, Adinetidae.
AUGCAGAUUACAUCUAUUUUUAUAUUAAUUGCUGUAACUUUUGCUAGUUUUACAUUAGCUCAAGUACCUAUUCCAUCACGUCCUGAUGGAUGGGGAGUUGGUGGUCCAGCUGAUGCACAUGCUGUUAUAGAAAUGUUUUUGGAUCCACUUUGUCCAGAUUGUAAAGCAACAUGGUCAACUAUUUUAGAAGUUGUUCAAGCAUAUGGAACAAAAAUUCAUUUUCGCAUACAUACAUUUCCACUUCCAUAUCAUACAAAUUCAUUUGUAGUUUCACAAGGUGUACAUGUUGUUGCUAAUGCUACAACUCGAAAUUUAGAUGCUAUUUUUCAAUAUGUAACUCAAGUAUUUCAAUAUCAACAACUUUGGUCUAAUGAUGCAACAAAAUCUAUGACAAUGACACAAGUUAUCGAUUCACUUGCAUCAUUUGUUGAUAAAAUUGGUAUAGUAACAAAAGAUAAGUUUUUAGCAGGAAUUGCUAGUGAUGAUCUUAAUGAAGAAACACGUAUUUCAUGGAAAUAUGCUUGCUCACGUGGUAUUGUUGGUACACCAACAUUUCUUAUUAAUGGUGUAGCAACAAGUGCUGAUGCAUCAUGGUCAUUGGCUGAUUGGAAAUCUGUUAUUGAUCCUAUCUUAUCAUCAAAUGAAGAAAUUUCAUCUGAAGUUAAAACUUGUCCAUCCGGUCAAGUUGAAUGUACCUACGCCCCACAUAAAACUCAAUGCUGUUUAAAAGGUGAACGUUGCAUUACAAAUGUUGGUUGUCGAUGUUUUAAUUUGAAAAAUGGCAAUAAAUGUUUUUAA